AUGACAGCAGAAGAGUCAAUAAUCGUAUCAGAAAUAUGGAAACCAGAUUUCGAUAAUUUUCAAUUUGGAGAUAGUCCACAAAAUAUUAAUACUCACCUUCCACGACAGUUUCGUACAACACAGUGGAACAGAUCACUACAAGCUACCGAAUACAAACACAAUGUUGUUAGAUAUUUUUGGUUACAUUUAAGUCACUUUGGUGAUCAAAUCACCAAAUUUAUUCCACCAUAUAUAUCUGCUUUUUUUGUUGCAGAAGAAGAAUCAAAUAAAAAUAUGACAGUCACAUGUAAUUAUUCUUAUAUAAUUGGUAUGAUAAUUGGAUCUAUUUUAAUUACCAUUAUUGGAACGGGUUUAACUUAUUUAGGAAUGAAACGUCUCACAAAAAAAUUAUCUAAAUCUGAAUACGAUAUUGAUGAUAUUGAAUCAGAGAAAGAUGGUAGUCAAUAUUAUGAUUCAAAUGAGAAUUAUAUUAUUUCGGAAAUGCAAAAUCUAUAUGAAAUUAAACCAAUAUUAACUGUUUCAGAAGUUGUUUCUUCAGUGAAACAAUCUUUCGAUGAUUUAGGUGAUGUUCUUAUACCAAAUCAUUGGUUAACACGUAAACAUAUGGUUAAUCAAGAUACUUCAGUUAAAGACGAAAAAAAUGAUUUACCAAUUUAA
Adineta steineri is the source of this 657-nucleotide messenger RNA. NCBI's taxonomy places the organism in Eukaryota, Metazoa, Rotifera, Eurotatoria, Adinetida, Adinetidae. The record is from the annotation of a GenBank genome assembly.